UGGCACACAUAUUUUGUGGUGAGAGCUGGCCUGUCCAUUCGUUUUUCUGCUGCAGCCGAUACCACAUGGAGCACCGGUGAGCUACCAACUACACAGACCAGGGUGUUAAGAUGGAGCGGAUAUGUUUGAUCCUCCUGCUGAUGGGUAGGACCACUUCAGUCUUGGCACAGUUUAAUGGAUACAACUGUGAUGCCAACUACCACAGUAGGUUUCCCGCGGAGCGUGACAUCAGCGUGUACUGCGGGGUUCAGACCAUGACCCUGAAGAUUAACUUCUGCCCGGUGCUGUUCUCCGGCUACACCGUUGCAGACCUUGCGCUCAAUGGUCGCCAUGGCGAUACCCACUGCCGGGGCUUCAUUAAUAACAACACGUUCCCCACGGCAGUACUGUUCAGCAUCAGCCUCAGCACACUGGAGGCCUGCGGCAAUAGCCUGGUGGUGACAACGGCCUACGGGGCUAAUGCCUACGGGAACAUGUCGCUGGUGCAGAUUGGUAAUAUCUCAGGGUACAUCGACACUCCAGACCCGCCAUCCAUCAUCAGCUAUCUGCCCGGCCUGCUGUACAAAUUCAGCUGCAGCUACCCCCUGGAAUACCUGGUCAACAACUCACAGCUGGCAUCGUCAUCUGCUGCAAUAUCAGUGAAGGACAGCAAUGGUACCUUUGUGAGCACAUUGAGUAUGAUCCUUUACAAUGACUCAACCUACAACCAACAACUCUCUAUCCCAAUGGCCGGACUGGCUUUGAAAACCCGAGUGUUUUCUGCAGUGAAAGCCACAAACCUGGACAAACGAUGGAAUAUAUUGAUGGACUACUGUUACACCACUCCCUCAGGGAAUCCCAAUGAUGAACUGCGCUACGACCUUUUCUUUGGCUGCCAUAAAGACCCACAGACAACUGUUUUUGAGAAUGGGAAGAGUCAGAUGGGUCGUUUUGCCUUCGAAGUGUUCCGUUUUGUCAAACACAGACACCAGAAGAUGUCCACUGUGUUUCUGCACUGUGUCACCAAGCUGUGUCGGGUAGAUGACUGUGUCCUGCUCAUGCCGAUCUGUGGCCAUCGGCGUAGGAGGGACGUAGAGGAUAGCCUGGAGUCUAGGCCGUCGUCUGGGGAUGCCAUCAUCACUGCUGGACCCAUCAUCACCAGGAUUGAUGAAACUCCAAUGAAUAACUCACAACUCGCUGCAUCGAGUGGCCACUCCCUCCCGUUGAACCCAGUGACCAGUGCUCUGCUGUCAGGUGUGGUCAUUCUGGGCGUGUUCAGUCUGGGCUUCUUCCUGCUCUCGCUCCGCCUCCUCCGCAGACCCCGCCUCCCUACAGCCACACCCUCAGGAGCAUGGAACCCUGGCUUCAAAUAAACCUCUCGUGGGUGUGCUCUCUCUCUCUCUCUCUCUCUCUCUCUCUCUCUCUCUCUCUCUCUCUCUCUCUCUCUCUUUCUCUCUCUCUCUCUCUCUCUCUCUCUCUCUCUCUCUCUCUCAUUAUCUCUGACUCAUUCUCCCCCUCGUUUUUUUAUCCAUCUAACUAUAACUAAUACCUACAGUAUGUAUUUGCACUGUAGCUAAAAUAGGCAGGUGCAGUGUAAUUGGUGUGAAAAUACGAUGCAGAAUGUCAAUAACUUGCAAAUAAACUCACAGUAGACAUAACUGUGAUCUCAAACAAUUAUUCUAGAGUAAGAGGUUUAGCCACAAGCAAUAGUUUCACUAUGUGCCUAUGUACCUACCAAGCAAAUACAUCAAUACAUAAUAGGGACAGUUAUUGUAGAACGGGACCUGUAUUUUCUGAAAGGUUUACUUAGCUACUCUACCUUCCUUGAAUGUGUACUUUACUCUCCAUUUCGCUAACUUACUCUGUCAGCUGUAACAGUCACUGUCAUGCCAAACUCUGUCACACAUUCAUGUGUACAUGUACAUACACAUACUCAAGCGCAUAUUGAUACUGUAAAUAGUUAAUUCCUACUUUGUGUACAGGGGAACAGUAUAUGUUCAAUAAUAAUAAUGUUAUGUACUGUUUUCCUUGUUUUGUUCUGAUCCUUUGAUAGACCCGUGUAUUGUUUUUUUACAGGUAGUGUGUAAUAAAACUGACCCAGGUCAGUAUGUGAGGCUGA
Messenger RNA from Oncorhynchus nerka (sockeye salmon), 2098 nucleotides. RefSeq names its product zona pellucida-like domain-containing protein 1. The record is from RefSeq and is a predicted model, not a curated record. Bases 111 to 1352 code for a protein of 413 amino acids. Gene Ontology annotation, cellular component: cell surface. The transcript has 11 exons. NCBI's taxonomy places the organism in Eukaryota, Metazoa, Chordata, Actinopteri, Salmoniformes, Salmonidae.